Molecule: messenger RNA, 2829 nt
Organism: Actinia tenebrosa (Australian red waratah sea anemone)
Lineage: Eukaryota; Metazoa; Cnidaria; Anthozoa; Actiniaria; Actiniidae
Product: DNA polymerase iota-like
Biological process (GO): translesion synthesis
Molecular function (GO): DNA-directed DNA polymerase activity; damaged DNA binding
Source: RefSeq, a predicted model, not a curated record
GCAGUGGGAUACCUGUGUAUCUGGAUCUUUCUGUGGGCUUCCUGUGCCAACAUUUGGCGGGAUAAAGAAGAGCUAACAAAACUCACUCGAUGUAAUAAUUCAAAGAGUUUGUUUUUGGGGAAAUAAAUAUCAUAAAUAUGGGAGAUACUAAAGGCUAUCCUUGCCUGUCAUGGGCUGAAGAAGGAGAAGAAGAAGAUGAUAACGAAGAAGAAUGGAGAACAUGUUACACAAGUCCAGCCAAACGCAAUGGCGCUUCUGCUCUGAGCAGCUCUCCUGCUAAAAAGAAACUAAAAAUGGACUCAUUCUGCACUCCAUUGRCAGCAAGCUGCAGCCCUGCAACACCAGAACCUUCUAGUGAUGUGUAUGCGUCUCGCCAUUGCCACAAGAGAACGAUUAUCCAUAUAGAUAUUGACUGUUUCUAUGCMCAAGUUGAAAUGGUUUUGAACCCAUCUCUCCAAACUAAGCCACUUGGAAUUCAACAAAAACAUAUCAUAGUGACUUGCAACUACGUUGCUCGGGAGAGAGGACUUACAAAGCUUAUGAGGUUAUCAGAUGCUAAAAAGAAGUGUCCUGAUUUGGUUCUGGUUAAUGGAGAAAAUCUUUCCAAAUAUCGGGAUUUUAGUAAGAGAAUUAAUGAUCUUCUUCUGGGGAUCACYCCAAAUGUUGAAAGGCUGGGAUUUGAUGAAAACUUUGUUGAUGUGACAGACCUCGUGGAGGCACGCCUCAGAGAAAACUCAGGGCCAAGUAACUUGCUUCCUGAUGGAAAAGUGUAUGCCAAGAAAGAGGUUGCACAGAAAAAGAUCUGUACAUGUGGCUGCCACCAGAGACUAACUAUUGGCUCCCAGCUAGCUGCACAAAUACGAAAGAAGAUAUUUGAUGAUAUUGGUUUGACAUGUUGUGCUGGUAUAGCUCACAACAAACUGCUGGCCAAGUUAGCAGGAGAGUGUAACAAGCCCAACAAGCAAACUCUCCUGUUUCCAGAUCUUGCAAAUAUGUUAUUGGGAAGUCUUCCGGCAAGAAAAAUACCAGGUAUUGGUAGUACUUCUUCAAAACGACUUCAGUCCCUGGGCAUAAAUUCAGUUCCAGAACUUCAAGCUUGUACUUUAUCCUGCCUUAAGGCAGAAUUUGGAGAUGGAUUGGCUUUAACUUUGAAGCGAUUAAGUCAUGGUAUAGAUGAUAAUGAUGUAAUCCCRUCCGGUGCUCCAAAAUCAAUGAGUGAGGAAGAUACCUAUCACCAAUUGUCAUCUCUCAAAGAGGUUACCAAAAACCUUCAAAACCUUGCUAAUAAUUUAAUAGUUAGGCUAACAGAUGACAUUGGCACUCCUCAUACAGUUCGAUUSACAAUACGGCGUGGCAUUGGAGAAUUAGCAGGAGACAGAAAGGAAAGUCGUCAGGGACCAAUUCCUUCUAAUUUCUCUUCAUCAAAGUUGACAAAAGACCAACAACUUUCUGUCCUUCUUUCUGUGACACUGGAACUUUUCAAAAAGCUGGUCAACACAAGGCAGCCAUUUAAUAUUAAAUUAUUGAAUAUUUGCCUUACAAAUUUUCAAAAACCAACAAAAUGUGGGGGAAAAGCAUUCAAUAGCUUCUUUACAAAUGUGCAAACUAAAACUCCAGCACAAGGCACAUGUACUGAAGAUUCCCCUAAAGCAAGGUCUGGAGCAGAGCAUCAGUAUGAAAGUGAUAAAGCUGGAAGAUGUAUCACAGGCAUGAAUCAUGUAGGGGUUAAAUUUCCAGAAUAUAAAAUUGCUCAACCAUUUAUUUCUUUGACUUCUGAAAACAAUGUUAGAGUCUCUGAGAGUUUGCAACACACAUCUCAAAGUUAUAUAAACUCAACACCAAAGUCAAAUCCUUCAUCUAGGGAUCAAGUGAUGUCAGAGAUCCACCAGAUAAGAGAAGGUGAGAGGGGAUUUAAGAGUUGUACCAGUAAAGAAAUACCUAGUGAUGUUGAUCCUGAAGUAUUUAACUCCUUGCCGAUGGACGUUCAGAGAGAGCUGAUUGAACAGUCACGAAAGACAACUUUGUCAUCUAGGGAUCAAACAACAUCAGAGAACUACAAAAAAAGUGAAGCUGAGAAGGGACACAACAGUUGUUUCAGUCAAGAAAUACCUAGUGAUGUUGAUCAUGAAGUCUUCAACUCCUUGCCGAUGAAUGUUCAGAGGGAGCUGAUUGCACAAUGGAAGGAAGGACAGAAAUCACCUGUCAGGAAGAAAGCAAAGAAACAGCCUACAGGGCUUCUAAAGUACUUCUCAAAGGCACUAUAAUUAAUGAAUGGGGAAAAUCUAAUGUUUGAUAUAAAGGUUCAAACGCUAGAGCAAGGUUUUGCAUUAGAAUUCAAGACAAAGGGCCGCUGCCCCGAGGUCCUUGAAUUCUAAUGCAAAACCGAGCCCGUGCGUUUGAACUGGUUUAAAAUAUCAACUAAGCCCUAAAUUCCAUUGUUUCAAUGCAAAACACGAAAUACUAAAUUAUAGUGAAUUCAGAGAAGUAGAUUACUGCUGCUUUGUUCUUUUGGAAAUAGAGUGCUUAUACAAUAUAUCCGUGUAAUUAAAAACCUAUUCCGGGUUUAAGAACCUACAUCAAACAAUAGAUUAAGGGUGUGGUUGAUUUUCAAGUUAAAUGAAGGGAUGUAUCAUAAAUUGCAAACACGAGAUUAUUUGUCACAUUYUGGAAGAAUGCAAGUUACACUUAAUAAUUGAUGCAACAGUACUAAAUAUAUUUCCUACUAAAUAGCAGUAGAGUACUGUGUCUACUGUCUCUUCAACUACUUGGCACUAAAUACUGCUAAUAAUGCAGCAAUGUUUCAAGGAUUAAAUGUACCUACUAACACUU